GGGUGGAGUCUAGUCCUACCACCUACCUUCAGUCUUCCCAUAUUGAUCCCGUCUUGGAGUAAUAGCAACUGCUACCACAAUUACGCAUGCUCAGAACCUUUCUGGAUUUUCAUGUCGUUCAACCACAUGUUCAGUAAUGUUGGGUACAUGCUGUGCUCCGUCGUAUUUCUUGCGUUUGUGCAUNUGAGGAAAGGAAAAUUGACGGAUUAUGCGUAUGCCUGCUUGUAUAUCAACUGUUUUUUGCCUACAGUCUAUCACAUUUGCCCUAAUUCCACCACAUAUAAUCUAGGCAGGUUUUUCGUUUUUCUUCUGAGACGUAGUUGUCUUUAUAUAUUCAGCCUACACCGUGAACAGUCGUGUAGAUUUUCUCGAGUAUGCUCUGCAAGUGCCGCUGUUUUCUGGAUGACUGCUCUCUAUUUUUUAUUCGCCGACGAGACAGACUGGCUAACACCAGCUCAAAGUCGGGCUCUUAAUCGCUCAUGUGUCGUUCUGUCAUUUUACGAUUACCAUGAUCUCUGGCAUAUCACAUCCGCACUGGCUUCGUUGAUGACAUUGGUUGCACUGUCAACCCUAGACGAUGCCGUAUCUGCACUGCCUACAAGCCUAUUAACAGUGUUUUGA
This is a messenger RNA of Haemonchus placei, 621 nucleotides long. NCBI's taxonomy places the organism in Eukaryota, Metazoa, Nematoda, Chromadorea, Rhabditida, Trichostrongylidae. The record is from the annotation of a GenBank genome assembly.